GGAGACCUAAGUUCAGUUGCUAACGCUGCUUAGGGUUCGGCUUUGCUCUCAUAAUGGCAGAUUGCACAUUUAUGCUGACUCAAAUUCUGUUCAUCUCCUGGUUUUUGAUGGCGCAUUGCUCACAACCCAACUGUGCAUCUGUGGAAGACUUUAAAGAGUGCCUAGGAAACACAACAGGUUUCUGCCCAAAGUCUAUUGCUUGUGCAUGCAAGGAUGGCAAGCCUUUCUGCAAAUGUCCAAAUUACAGAGGCCAGUGGGGAGACUACUGGUACAUGGGAGAGAAAUGUGAACAACUCUGGAACACUCUGGACCUGAUUUUAGUAGCAACAUUGCCUGGAAUAGCACUGGCUAUAAUCGUUGGUGUGGCAAUCCAGGUUAUCCAUUACUGUAAAGGGAAGUCAAAGAAGCAUGGAGAUCAGAACAGAGUGGAGAGGAGUAUGUCAGAACUUCGACCUCAGCAUAAUUCUGCAUAUGGUUUUGGUACUGAUAGAAAUCUUCCUCAACCUAAUCAAGGAGAGGUAAACACUGAAACUUACUUGUUAAAUAAACAUCGUUUACAGAAGAUAUCAAAAAGAGAAAUGCCACAGAGAGUGAAAGCGGAGUUUUCCAAUGUUAAAACACAUAAUUUUACUCGUUCCAUGAAGUUGAUUCUUCAGUACUUUAAAAAAAAUCGUGAUGGGACCUUCCUUCUGGCUUACUUCCCCUCCCAUGCCAGAUCAACAGCCUGGCCAACACCUCCCCAAACCCUGCAGCUGUGUACUUUCCACGAGGUCCUCAGUGACCAAGGACACAGUGUGCGGAGGCUGGAGACACUGGGCCGCCGCGGGGUUGGGAUGUGUUUCCGCAGAGAUAUCUGGCAGAUAUCUUGGGACACUGUGAUGCGGACCCAGCAAGGGUCAUUUAGAACUAACUUUAAUUUAUCUCCGCAGCGGCUGGCUUCAGUGUGGCACCAAACCACUUUAGGCGAGCUGUCUUCUAGCCUCAACAGUCUCUGUGCUCUCACUGCUAGUCACCCUGGCCAGCCUGGCCAGCCGGGAGCUCUACGGUUUCAGCCACCAGCCUGGUAA
Rattus rattus (black rat) is the source of this 1067-nucleotide messenger RNA. RefSeq lists its product as uncharacterized. The transcript is spliced from 7 exons. NCBI's taxonomy places the organism in Eukaryota, Metazoa, Chordata, Mammalia, Rodentia, Muridae. Bases 54 to 1067 code for a protein of 337 amino acids. The record is from RefSeq and is a predicted model, not a curated record.